This is a messenger RNA of Schistosoma guineensis, 4339 nucleotides long. Lineage: Eukaryota; Metazoa; Platyhelminthes; Trematoda; Strigeidida; Schistosomatidae. The record is from the annotation of a GenBank genome assembly.
AUAUUCUCAACUAACUGUUCAGCGUAGUUGAAUAUAUUAUUUGUUAUUUCACAUGAUACUCUGACUUUGAAACAGACUAAAAACUCAGCAAAGUGAUUGUGUCUAGUGUGACGUGUUGGAAUGAAAUAUAAUUGUUCUACAUUAUCAUCCAUUUUCGAGUGAAGUUUGGAACAAUUAGCACAGACUGUUUUGUUACUUUAGGUUUGUCCCAUCGUCUAAUUUGUUUGUUCUCUAGUUGUUUUAUACUUGUAUUUUGUUAUAUACGUUGUACUAAGAUAUAUAUGAUCAUCAUUAUACAAAUAGAACUAUGACCGAAAAUCUGUACCUUGUUGGAAUCUGCAUAAUAGUUGUGAACAGUAGUAGAUCGGAGAUAAAAUGGCCUGUAAUUCGUAACAGUAGUGCAGACGCAUUUAUUCUUUAGCGCCUUUUAAAUAUUUGACUUCAAGAAUAUCCUAUUUUUAUUCGUCUCUUAUUUUUGAGUCAAUUUUUAAUCUUUAACAAACUUGGUCAUUCAGUGCUUAGGAACUUAGGGAAGAUAAAAGGUGAAUGCGUCUGCGCCAUUGCCAAUGAUUUUCACCCAUGUCACCCAAAGUCUUUAGCCAUUGGUUUCAAUAAUCACAUGGGCCCCAACUAAGUAACCUUAACUUAGUCUAGUAGUUAAUGAUUUCAUGGUCUAAAGCCACAUCUUGGUUUUUUCACUCCUGGCCUCCUCUCAACCUAUAUUUACACCAAUCAACAUUGCCUGCUGAUGUAUUCAGCAGUUAGGCAUGUGUAAUACAUAUCCCAACCACUUCAGUCAACAAAUACUCACCACCUUGUCAACUGGCUUGCUAUCUUAUUCUGGUACCGUUUACCUAACUUCAGCAUUGCUAAUUAGGUGGUCUCAAAAUGCACAAGUGGUGCUUCGGAGACGCCUGUGAUCGAGUACUAGUAGCCAACGAAUAUCCUCUAUUCUUAAAAGCUGUUUUACAUGCAUAAGAUAAAAUGGAGUACAGUUAAACAGUGAACUCGUCCUUUGUUUUUCAGUUGACUAUGUUGACUACACUAGCAUAGGUUGACAAACACCAUCUGAGUAUUUUGAAUCCAUGCCGAGAUUUGGUCAGGCAUCAGGAUUGAUGAGACUCCCAAUAUAAGUGAAGCAGUCGAAGCACUCAAUCAGCUCACUCUGUCACUAAUCUUGGACAUGAUGCAGACUGGUUCUAAGACAAUAUUUUGCAUUAUGAGGGAGAGAAUCCCAUCCGAAACACUUCCACUGUUGCUUAAGGUGACCAGGAGACUGCCAAACUUUGUUUUUGGGUUUAAUUUACAUGGCGUGGGCAUAUUUCCGAAAUGAGAGAAUGAAGGCUCUUAUCGACUUGUUGUGUUCAACCUAUUUGACCUACAGACAUGGAUACAACGCAAACCACCGUAAAGAAGGAAUACAAAGAGCAAAGAAAACGAAGGUUGUUAUCAAACAGUAAAAUGUAUCAGGUGGUUGAGGGUGGUCGACAGGAAACCCUGGACCUUGGUCUCGCACUAUUCAAGAUUAGUCAGCAAGAUGUCCAUGUAAUCUCAAGGAAACUUGUAUUUUCUACAGGAUUUGAACCUCCACCCAGCUUCACAGUUUGAGGCGUUACCGUUAAGCUAUUCGGGCUACGACUGACACCCUAUAAAACUAAGAUAUUUACAACUGGUUGACCACUGGAUAGUGACUAACAUUAUGUAUAUCUAGUCCUUAUUAGUGCUGAUAGAAUCCCAUUGGUCAAGUUUCAAUAUAGCUACUAAUCCAGGUGACUCAAAAUCGCGUGCAGAUUGUUGAGAGGUUAAUAAUUGAAGGUAAUCGACGGGAAACCCUAGACCUGAGUUUCGUGCUGCUUCGGUUUUACUAACAAGGUGUACCUGUAAUCGUGAGAACAAUGUUGCUAACUGUGUAGUGAUCAGUCAGUUGUAUUUAAAAAGUGAAAUACGGUACGAAAAACAAACGAAAAGAUUUUACAGUUCAACAGUAAUGGCACAAAAUAUAGUCAAACAGGUUACAAUAUAAUUAAAUCCCGCUAUUCCUUCACAUACACCUUCCUACUUCGUUCUUCCAAACAAUAUUCGGUCUUUUAUUAUCAUUCCUACUACUUUAUUUCGACUUUCGCUCUUAUCACGUUUUAUUUUCAUCUGGUCAUGCUAAUACAGUGUGGUAACUUGGACUGCGGAACAUUUGUUCCCGACUUUAUGCUGAUUAUAGUUAUUGACUGGUAGUAUUACACAAACCCGCAUCCCUCCCAGAUGAUUGUGUGUUAAUUUUGAAUUACUAGCAUUGAAGGAGGUCCACUUAUCGACUUAAAAUACGCAGAUGAUAUAGUCCUGUUUGGCGAAGAUGCUGAUAAAAUGCAGUCUUUUGGUAGCACUGAGCAACAAUGCCAGGAUGUUUGGAAUGCGCUUCUCCCCCUCGAAAUGCAAGUUAUUGCUCCAGGAUUGGACUGCAUCAACACCUCGACUAAGGAUACGGAGUGAAGUAGCCGAACGCGUCGACAACUUCACUUAUUUUGGAAGUCUGAUCAGCCCAAAUGGGUUAGUGUUUGGUGAAAUUUGUGCACGGAUGCGAAAAGCUCGUUUGACUUUUGCCAACAUACGUCAUCUAUAGCGGAGGCGAGAUAUCGAUCUUUCAAUUUGGGGACGGGUAUACUGUGUGACAGUUUGUUCUGUUUUGCUUCACGGCUGCGAAAUGUGGCCAUUAAGAAUAUAAGAUACUCAUAGGCUACUAGUAUUUGACUGCAGAUGCCUUAGAAAUAUUGCUGACAUCUGCUGGGAUCAUCGGGUGAGUAAUAGUGAGGUUAGACGCAUGGUAUUAGGGAAUGAUGGUAGGUUAGUUGAUGAGGUUGUGAAUUUUCAUCGACUGAGAUGGUUGAGUCAUGUGUUGCUUAUGCGUAAACACCGAUUACCACGACGGGUAAUUUUGACUGGUGUUAUGGAUGGUUGGAAGAUAGUUAGGAGCGGCCAGACCAAUACGUGGCAUCAGUGCUUGAAGUCACUGACUUCUAAUCUGAGCCAUGUUGGUAGAUGCAAAAUACUUAGUUAGGGUCCGCGCGACUAUUUGUAACCAAUGGUUGGAGACUGUUACGUGGCUGAGAAUCGAUCACAAUGGCGUCGGUGUAUACACUUCCUGUCUUCUUGUAAACUAAGAGAUUAAAAUCGCUCUAUUUCUUUCUUCCUGUACGGUGUCCUUAUAUGCAAUCUUUCUUUUAUAUAUUACCACCAUUGAAUUAACAACUUCUAUGAAUUGUGUGUUGAUAUUGCUGUGCUAAUGCAGUAUAGCAACUUGAACCGAUGCACAUAUGUGCCUGAUCCUACGUUGUAGCUGAAUGAGUUUAUAAGUUGAAUACCAGGCGUACCAACUAGUCCAUAUUCACCGAAAUGUCCAACUGUUACGUGAGAUCGCACUGUUUACAAUAUUUUUCUUGUAUUUGGUUUUAAAAAGUUUUAGAAAAUCCGAUAUGCUUAAAAUGUUUCACUAAACGUUAAUAUUAUUUAGAUAAUUAUCAGCUGUGCACCAGUGCAUUUUAUUACUAAGAAAUAUAAAAAGACAUGUUAAAGAGAUUAACAAGGUACGGGUAAAUCUUUCAGUAGUAUGAUAAUCUCAAUAAUUAGCUUGUUUGUACAAAGUCUAUUUAUUCAACCAAGAACUAUCAAUCAUUUUGCUGGACUGCAUACAUCAUCAAUUACCAUGGCAGAACCUUUAAAAAAGAAGAAAAGAGUCGGCCUAGCUGAUAGCCAAAUUCAAGUAACUAGAAAAGUUAGAAGAAUUGAAAAAGAAAUCAAACGACUUAAUCGUCUCGAUCGAAUAUUAAGACCAAUUGAAGAAAUUGAAGGAGAUCGUCAAUUAAAGAAAGAAAUAAAAUUACGUCAACGUCCAUCAAUAGAUAUUAGUGAAACGGAAUUAGAUGAACGAAUAGGUAUUUGGAAGAAUUGGACACGUUAUCAAAGAAAUGUAGCACACAAUGAAAUGAUCAUGUAUAAUUCAGCUAUUACUGCUCAACAGAAUGCUUUAAAAUGGUUAUACAAAACAUCUCCCAAUUUAUACAAAGCAGCUAUUCAACCUUGUCCUGAAUUAAUUCAAUCAUCAGAAUUAUCAAAUGAUGAUAAUUUAGGAUUAGUAACAAAAGAAAAUGAAAUGAAUUAUUUAACAUUAAUAGGUCCAUAUAUGACUGCACCAAAAUUACACGGGGAAUUUAUUGACUCGACUGAAGAAUAUGAACCACCAGAUGGUGAACAAAUUGAUACAACAAUUCAAUUAACUUAUGAAUUUGAAAUUGAACCACAAUUAUUAGCUCAACCAAAGAAGAGAAAGUUUAUGUUUACAAAAAAAUGA